GGUAUUUGUGUGUAUUUUCCAACGAGACUUAACAUUUGGAGCCUACUUUGAUGAAGUUGGGACUUUCAGGAAGUUUUAUGCGUACUUCAAUAAACCAGAAAGAGGAUUUAAUGGAGGAAUCCAAGAGUGAAGCAAACCCUGGACAUUUCUUCCAAGCACUUAAUAUCGGAUGAUAAUUCAUAUGGCGUGAAGGUGUCUACCCACAGGAGCUUAACCCGCUUCUCUUUUUGGUGAAGUGUUGGAGCGCACAAGAACAACUCCGACGCAAGUGACUUUUUUUAACUGAACAAUUUGGUCAUUUGGGGAAAACGCAAGCGCCCGGACUGAUAACACCCUGGUCAUUUCAAAGUUGGAUAUACAAUGACAAGCUGUUGGUUUGCUUUCGCGGGGUUGUGGUGGAGUUCUUAUUGCAUGUUCCUUAUAGCAGGUAGCAAUUAUUUAUUCGAUGGCAACAACGAAGUUCACCCGAGCUUCGUUCAUCGGAGGUUACGGACUCACGAGAAAAGGGAGAUGCAGAAAGAGAUCUUGUCUAUUCUCGGACUGCCACAUAGACCAAGACCUCACCUUUCUCACGGCAAGUACAACUCUGCGCCGCUCUUUAUGUUGGAUUUGUACAAUACCAUAUCUAACGAAGAGAAGAACGAAGUGGACGGAAUUCUGGAUCAGUAUAAAUCCAUGUUUACCACACAAGGACCCCCAUUGGCAACUUUUCAGGACAGUGCUUUCCUGAACGACGCCGAUAUGGUCAUGAGUUUCGUAAACCUGGUGGAGUUUGACCGGGAGCUGUCUCCGGCGCGACGGCACCAUAAGGAGUUCAAGUUCAACCUAUCGCAGAUCCCCGAGGGGGAGGCGGUCACGGCCGCGGAGUUCCGCGUCUACAAGGAGUGUGUCAGCCGCGCGUUCCGCAACGAGACGUUUCUGCUCAGCGUGUACCAGGUGGUGGGGGAGCGGCCCGGCAGGGAUGCGGACCUGUUCCUGCUGGAGUCUCGGAGGCUGUGGGCGGCUGAGGAGGGCUGGCUGGAGUUCGACAUCACGGCCACCAGCAACCUGUGGGUCAUGAGCCCCAACCACAACCUGGGCCUGCAGAUCAGCGUGGAGACCCUCAGCGGCCAGAGUAUCAGUCCUAAGGCGGCGGGGCUGGUGGGUCGUGACGGGGCGCUGGAGAGGCAGCCCUUCAUGGUGGCGUUCUUCAAGGUGAGCGAGGUGCACGUGCGCUCUCCACGGUCUGCAGGGCCCAACGGAAAGCGCCGCCAGCAGAACCGCAACCGCUCCUCGCAGCCACAGGACUCGUCACGCGGCCCUGGGCACACAGAUUACAACAGCAGUGACCAGAAGACGGCCUGUAGAAGACAUGAGCUCUACGUCAGCUUCAGAGAGCUCGGCUGGCAGGACUGGAUUAUCGCGCCUGAGGGCUAUGCAGCUAACUACUGUGAUGGAGAGUGCUCCUUCCCCCUCAACGCACACAUGAACGCCACCAACCACGCCAUCGUGCAGACGCUGGUGCACCUGAUGAACCCCGAGAAUGUGCCGAAGCCGUGCUGCGCCCCUACCAAGCUGCACGCCAUCUCCGUGCUCUACUUCGACGACAACUCCAACGUCAUCCUCAAGAAGUACAAGAACAUGGUGGUGCGCGCCUGUGGCUGCCACUGAUACAACACAACUCCCAAAUGUCUCAAAUGUCCACAACUUCCCAAACUCUCCCAACCCCCCCAUGUCCAACCUCCUGAAAUCCCCAGCCAACCACCUGUGGCUGCCACUGGCAACACAACCUCCCAGGCAAGGACAACCUUAACCCAAGCCUCCAAUGUCUCUCCAA
Engraulis encrasicolus (European anchovy) is the source of this 1816-nucleotide messenger RNA. It is a transcript of the gene bmp6, whose product is annotated as bone morphogenetic protein 6. The coding region runs from base 361 to 1650 and encodes 429 amino acids. The record is from RefSeq and is a predicted model, not a curated record. The transcript is spliced from 7 exons. Gene Ontology annotation, biological process: BMP signaling pathway. Lineage: Eukaryota; Metazoa; Chordata; Actinopteri; Clupeiformes; Engraulidae. Gene Ontology annotation, cellular component: extracellular region. Gene Ontology annotation, molecular function: cytokine activity; growth factor activity.